Molecule: messenger RNA, 723 nt
Organism: Colletotrichum acutatum
Lineage: Eukaryota; Fungi; Ascomycota; Sordariomycetes; Glomerellales; Glomerellaceae
Exons: 2
Coding region: 1-723 (240 amino acids)
Source: RefSeq, a predicted model, not a curated record
AUGCGUAUCCUCCACCUCGCCCCACGCCCCAGUCUGCCACGUAACCUCCAAACUCAAAGCCGUAGCAGCCUCCUCGACGCCAAACUUCCCGCCCUUCCCACUCUUAUCGCGAUACUCCCCAACAGGACCCUCACUCCACUCCACGACCAACCUUGCCGCCCCCAAAAGACUCUUCCCCGCCAACACGGCCCUCUCCAACCCCGUAAGCUCCCACGCGUCAAGCCCCAUAACCCACCCCUGCACAACCUCCCUCACACCCUCCGAUUGCCUCUGCGGCACGAUACUAUGCCCGUCCAGCACCGGCUGAAUCUCGAUCCCGGGCCAAACCCGCCCCGUCAUGGCGCCCACCACGGCGUCCGCCGUCCUCUUCUGCACGUCGCGCAGCGAUUCGCCGGCGUCGUUGCGCGUGUCCGUCGCGCCCGCGGGCGGCGCCCAGCAGAGCAUCGCGUCCGUGUCGAGGUACCGCAUCAGCGUGUUGGCCACGUGCUCCCGGAUCGCGCCGUCGUUGGCGGCGUCGUCGGCGGCGAUGUCGAUGGCGCGGCAGAUGAGCGACGUCAGGGGGAUCAGGUGCUGCUUGGUCGCCUGUUCGGCCGAGGUGAUGAGAUCCCAUUCGAUGGCGAGCGCCGAGGCGAGGUGCUGCUUCGAGGGCGGGAGGCGGAUGAUUUCCUUGGUGUUGGGCCAAUCUCUCCCAGACAUCCCAUCGCAAAGAGCGAGCUGGAAUAA